Dermatophagoides pteronyssinus (European house dust mite) is the source of this 807-nucleotide messenger RNA. RefSeq names its product NADH dehydrogenase [ubiquinone] 1 beta subcomplex subunit NP15.6 (gene NP15.6). Lineage: Eukaryota; Metazoa; Arthropoda; Arachnida; Sarcoptiformes; Pyroglyphidae. Gene Ontology annotation, cellular component: respiratory chain complex I. The record is from RefSeq and is a predicted model, not a curated record.
AGGACAUGAAGUGUUUUUUAUUAUUUGUUUUUUUUUCAUCGAAAGAAAUAAAACAUCGAAAUUUUGGUUUUCUUUUUUUUGUUUCGGAGUUUCAAAUUCAUUUGGUUUCGGUAAUACAUCAUAUAGAUCAUUAUUGUUGAAUGAUGUUGUUUCGUUCGAUUACAAAAUUUGUUCUUCUAAAUCAUCGUCAAGCUAAUUUGACUUUGAUAAGAUGUUUACAUCGAAAUCAUAUGAUUACAAAAAUAGCCGAACGUUCGUUUAAUUUUAAAUGGUCAUCACCGUCAUCAUUAAUGAUUACACGUGGAAUCAAGACAACAAAUAAAAAAGAUGAUAGUCAUGUGGAAGUUUUUGAACCAGAAUAUUUGAAAGAAACAAAACCAAAAGGUCCUCAAACGGCAAAAGAAUUUGCCGAUGUUAGUUCACAAAAAAAUUGGAUUUCAUUUGGAUUCGAUAAAGUUGAUCAAAAAGAAGAUUAUCAUUUGGCCAAUGUCUAUUUUUUUACCUAUUUUACUCUUGGUUGUUUAGUGUUUAGUUGGAUAAUUUACUAUUAUCCUUACAUUGAUGGUUGGGAUUGGGCACAGAGAGAAGCAUUUCUGGAAAUUGAUCGUAGAGAAAAAUUAGGACUGCCAUACAUCGAUCCGAAUCUUGUUGAUCCGGCAAAAAUAACACUACCAUCCGAAGAAGAACUAAAAAAAUUAGAUUUCGAUAUUCAUCUUUAAAAAAAAUUUUUAUUUUCAAAAACAACAACAACAAAACAAAAAAUUGAUCAUAGCAAAAUUGUUUGAAAAAAAAAUUAAAAUUCAAAAU